CCUCUCGCUUCAUUUCUCACUCACUUCGACAGAGUUUGUGCAGUGUCCGACCAUGACCGAGACCGCAGAAGUGGCUCCACCGGCGGCACCCGCCGCCACACCCAAGGCUGCCAAGAAGAAGAAGACGGCCGUCCGGAAAAAGUCAACCGGUCCCAAACUGGGCGACCAGAUCGACAAGAUUGUGGCCGAUUGCCACAGCCAGCGAGGGAUGUCCGUAGCCGCGAUAAAGAAGAGUUUGGCGGCCAGCGGCGUCAAUGUUGAUAAGCUGAGAAGUCAGAUCAGGUUGACCAUUAAAAGGAAAGUGGAUCGCGGCUCCCUGGUUCACACUAAGGGCAAAGGUGCCUCCGGCUCCUUGAAGGUCCCUAAAAAAGAAGGCGCCGGGAAAGUCGUGAAAAAAGUGAAGAAACCAGCGACCAAGACAUCUAAGACCAGGAAGGCGGUGACCAAGAAACCUGCGGCCAAGAAAACAGGUGCCAAGAAAUCUCCCGCCAAACGCAAAGUGGUUAAGAAAACUGCGGUUAAAAAAGCGGCAGCUAAGAAAACAGCGACCAAGAAGACUACGCAGAAGUCCAAGAGCCCGAAGAAGGCCGCAGCCCCCAAGGUGGCCAAGAAACCGGCAAAACCCAAGCCGAAGGCAAAAUCUGUGAAAUCCAAGAAGACAGCGGCCAAAAAGUAAAUACAUGAAAAACCCGAAACCAAAGGCUCUUUUAAGAGCCACCCACAUCUCCCAGAAAAGAGCUGAUCCUGAAUCGCGUGAGUCCAGAUCCUGGUCGGUUUAGAUGCCAGUACGAACUAUUUCCAGAAAACCCGCCAUCCCCGGUUCCCCGCUGACAUUCGGCGUUGCCGUCCCUGUUCCUUCCCUAGUAACUGAAAUAAAACAGUAUGGGAUAUCCGGACCGAGGCUCAAUCGGACAUGGAUAUGUUCCGCUUCAGUCUCCGUUCAAAGGGCCGUUUCUUUCUCACUUGAUGCCGGGAGAUGGUGGCACUGCCGGAGAAUCCCUGUCUCACAGCUCAAAGCCCAACAUGGAAGUUUCCCAAUUCAUGGUUAAUAUGACUAAACUGCUGAACUAUCGGUGAGGAGAGAUUUAGGGAGAGGGAUCCAGUUCUGAGAAUGGACUGGAGGGGGAUGAAACACAGAAAUUACCCGGUAACAUGCUAUGACUGUUUUUACACUAUUUGUACUUUAACUAUAUAAUAUGCACAAAUAUACUUACUGUAAUUGAUUACUUAUUUACUUUUUCCUGUAUUAUCGUGUAUUGCAUUGUACUGUUGCCGCUAAGUUAAUAAAUUUCACGAUAUAUGCCGGUGAUAUGAAA
This is a messenger RNA of Hypanus sabinus (Atlantic stingray), 1316 nucleotides long. RefSeq names its product histone H1-like. Bases 53 to 676 code for a protein of 207 amino acids. Gene Ontology annotation, biological process: nucleosome assembly. NCBI's taxonomy places the organism in Eukaryota, Metazoa, Chordata, Chondrichthyes, Myliobatiformes, Dasyatidae. The transcript has a single exon. Gene Ontology annotation, cellular component: nucleosome. The record is from RefSeq and is a predicted model, not a curated record. Gene Ontology annotation, molecular function: structural constituent of chromatin; DNA binding.